AAGGCGACACUGAAAUGAACUUCGCGAGAAAGCUCCAGUUAAUGAUCCCUUGGGAUAGAUUGUUGCUUCACAUACUGCUGUUUUCAUUACAAGGAUACAUUCAUGCAUCGGUUAUCUUCUUUUUGUUUUCUUCCAGAAACGGGUUUAAUGAAAAUCAGCAGAAAAGAGCUCUUUUAACAGCACAGUUGGAAGCAACUUCCCCGAGAUAUUAUUUUCAUGAAGCUAUUAACUGGGGUGAGAGCAAAAUAAAAGGUUCUUGUCCUCAAGAAUGCCUUAACGGAGCUUUCUGUUCUAAGUCUGGUACAUGUGACUGUCAAAUAUUUCAGGCUCUUGGGACAAGGUGCCAGAUUGUCCCAAACAUGGGCAAUGCCAGAGAUGGGAUUUGCAAAACCUGGGGACAGUACCACUUUGAAACAUUUGAUGGCAUCUACUACUACUUCCCAGGAAACUGUUCUUAUAUUUUGGCUAAAGACUGUGGUAAUUUGGAGCCCCAAUACACUGUCUGGGUUCAUAAUAGCCCUAGAUGCCUUGGUUCAGUAUAUUCCUGCUAUCGGUCUAUCAGUUUAUUCUUUUCAAACCAAGAAGAAAUUAGAAUUUAUGGCCAUGAAAUAAAAAAAGAUGGGACAAGUUUAACAUUGCCUCAGACGAUUGGACAAGUUUUCAUUGAGAAGCUGGCCGAUUACAUUCUGGUGAAGACCACCUUUGGUUUUUCAUUGGCUUGGGAUGGGGUAUCUGGAAUUUACCUCAAGUUAUCUAGGGAGCAUAAGGGGAAACCAUGUGGCCUAUGUGGGAACUACAACGACAUUCAAUCUGAUGAUUUUAUAAUCGUACAAGAGGACUACACAGAAGACAUUGCUACCUUUGCCAAUAGUUGGUCAGUGCAAACUCCAGACAACACUAAGUGCAUACCCGUACCAUCAGAUUUUCCAAAUCCAUGCUCCAGUGGAAUGCCAGCAUUUGAGGCCAUCUUCUUCAAGUGCCAGAUCUUGUUGCAGUUCCCUUUUCUGAGCUGCCACGAAUACAUUGAUCCAUAUUUGUAUAUUGCCAGCUGUGUUAAUGAUCUUUGCAAAACUGAUGAUGAUGAAACCUAUUGUCGGGCAGCCACCGAGUAUGCCAGAGCCUGUUCUCAUGCUGGCUACCCCAUUCAAGACUGGAGAGAGGACUUCUCAGCAUGCACUGAUAAAUGUGAUGACAGUUUUGUCCACCGGGAUUGCAUCAGUUGUUGUCCACCCACCUGUACGUUUGAGAAGCAGUGUCUGGGGAGCAACCUUCAUUGUCUUGAUGGCUGUUACUGCCCCGAUGGACUUAUAAUGGAAAAUGGAACUUGCAUUUCCUUGGAAAAUUGCCCAUGUACGUUUCAUGGAUUAGCUUAUUCAGUUGGUUCAAAAAUUGAACAAGAAUGUACUGAAUGUGUAUGUGUUGGUGGAGUUUGGAACUGCACUGAACAUGACUGUCCAGUUCAAUGCUCUGUUGUGGGUGAUUCUCAUUUUACCACCUUUGACGGGCGACAUUAUUCAUUUCUUGGCAUGUGCCAGUACAUCCUUGUGAAAGGAACUGGAAAGGAUAAAUUCACAAUUACCUUACAGAAAGCUCCCUGUGAACAGAACCUUGGCUUGAUCUGCCUUCAGUCUAUAACUCUAAUCCUGGAGGAUGAUUUUAACAAACAAGUGACUCUCAGUAGGGGAGGACAAAUCCUCACCAGCCCCAACCAAGGAUUCAGUCUGAAAGGAAUUGUUGAAAUUCAGACUCUGUCAUCCUUAUUUAUUCUUCUAAAAACCACAUUUGGCUUAAAGAUACUGUUUGCUAUAGAUGGCGAAAGAAUUUAUAUUCAGCUCACUAGUGCAUGGAAAAGAAGGACGUUGGGUCUGUGUGGCACUUUCAAUGGGAAUAUUAGGGACGAUUUUCUCUCUCCAUCUGGCAUGAUAGAAGGAACCCCACAGCUUCAUGCAAAUGCAUGGAGAGUCUCUACUACUUGCUUUGCACCUGUGCAUGUCCCAGUGGUUGACCCCUGUAACAUUAAUCAACAGAACAUUGGAUAUGCAGCGCACUGUGAUGUCAUCCACCAGGAGCUCUUUGCUCCUUGCCAUGUCUACAUCAGCCCUGGGCUGUACUAUCAGCUAUGCCGCCACGAUGCAUGCAAGUGUGGAAGUGCCUGCCUGUGCAAUGCUCUUUCUCAUUAUGCCUACCUCUGUGCCCAGCGUGGUAUUCCUAUUGAUUUCAGAGCUCAGAUUUCAUUCUGUGCUGUCGUGUGCCAGAAGGGGAUGCUGUACCAUCUCUGCUCCUCGUUUUGCCGUCAUUCCUGCACUUCUCUCUCUUCCCUGGAGCAGUGUAAUGAUGACUGCGCUGAAGGCUGUAAUUGUCCGGAAGGCAAAUUCUAUGAAGACACGCUUAACUUUUGUGUGCCCAUAUCUCAAUGCAGGUGUCAUUAUAGGGGCAGCGUCUAUCAACCGGGAGAGCUCAUUCCAACCCCCACAGGCUUAUGCCAGUGUUCAAAUGGGACUGUAGAAUGUGAUGAAGCAGCAACGCCCUCUGCUGUUCACGUCUGCCCAGAGGGAAAACAGUACUUUGACUGCAGAUUUCCUGACCCCGACUUACCAGCUGGUGGUGUGAAUUGUGAGACAACAUGUGCAAAUCUGGCCAUGAAUUUCACUUGUGCCCCAUCCUCACCUUGUAUAAGUGGCUGUGUUUGUGCUCCAGGGAUGGCAGAGCACAAAGGAAAAUGUUAUGUUCCUGAAAGUUGCCCGUGUAUCUGGAAAGACUGGGAAUAUCUCUCUGGGGAAGUGAUUACUACACCAUGUUACACCUGUGUUUGUCGACGAGGAAUGUUCAAUUGCACAUAUUAUCCAUGUCCAGCAGUGUGCACAGUGUAUGGGGACCGGCAUUAUCAUUCUUUUGAUGGACUGGAAUAUGACUAUAUCAGUGAUUGCCAGGUGUUUUUAAUCAAGAGUACGGAUGAGUCAGAUAUAUCUAUCAUUUCGCAGAAUAAGAAGUGCUUUGACAAUGAUAUUGUCUGUUCUAAAAGUGUUUUGAUUUCAAUUGGUGACACUGAAAUUUACCUGAAUGAUGCUUCUUACAAACAGAAGCGAUCAGGUUUUUUUCUGGAAAGCAAUCCCACAUACCAGCUUUGGAGGGCUGGGCACUACACAGUCGUGUACUUUCCAGAAGAAGAUAUCACUAUUCUUUGGGAUAGGAAAACAACUAUUCAUAUCAAAGUUGGACCGCAGUGGAAGAACAAGCUAUCAGGAUUAUGUGGAAAUUUUGACAAAUGUACUUCAAAUGAUAUGACCACAUCUAAUAAUCUGGAAGUAAGAAAUGCUCAGGUGUUUGGAGACAGCUGGGCACUAGGACAGUGUGAAAGUCCAGAUGAAGCCAUGAAACCUUGCGAGGCACAUCAAAACAAAUUUCCUUAUGCCAAGAGAGAAUGCUCCAUUUUGUACAGUGAUGUUUUUGCUCCUUGUCGCAAUGUGAUUGAUGUUACAUCUUUUGCCAAAAACUGUCAUGAAGAUACAUGUCAGUGUAACCUUGGUGGGGACUGUGAAUGUUUGUGCACUAGUAUUGCAGCCUAUGCAUACAAGUGCUGUCAGGAAGGAGUGUCGAUCCACUGGCGAUCAUCCACUGUUUGCUCGCUUGACUGUGAAUAUUACAAUGAAGGACUUGGUGAAGGACCAUACAUGCUUGCAAGUUACGGGGAGACUGGUCUUAUUAUGGGGGCCAAUAUGACGAGUAGGAGCAUUUUCUCUUUGCCAAGAAGUAGUGUUCAUGGAAAUUUGGUUUUUAAUUUUAUGAUCACUCCAGGUCUUUUCAAAGAAAAGGCAUCAUCACUGGCACUCGUUUCCUUGGAAUCUGCUGAAAGGCCGAACUACUUUCUCUAUGUCCAUGAUGAUGAUUCUCUUAGUUUGGAGCUGUGGAAGGCAAGCCCAGCCUUUCAGCACAGAGCGACGUUCUUCCACCAUCAGGGGCUCUGGGUUCCUGGCUAUAGUGCAUUUGAAUUAUACAGCAAGAAAGGCUUUUUUCUCAUCUUCACCCAUUUUGGUAUCAAAGCAUCAAAAUAUGAUGAUUCUGAAGAAUUUAAACAUUCAAGUAGCUUCAGCAUAGAAGAAAUCCAGGCAGCAGUCCCUUACAGGAGGAUGUGCGAAUGGAGAUAUGAACCUUGUGCCACGCCGUGUUUUAAAACGUGUAGUGACCCCGAAGCUCUAGCAUGUAAAUUUCUUCCACCGGUUGAAGGAUGCUUACCUUACUGCCCCAAAAAUAUGAUUCUUGAUGAAGUCACCCUGAAAUGUGUUUAUCCAGGAGACUGCAUAUCUCUGACUGCCACAGAACCAGCAUUACUGCCACCAGAUAAGCUGACUGUUCCUAUGUUGACAGUGUGGAAAAUGAUAACUCCAUCAGAUAUCACUGUGUUCGACAUGCUAACUCCAACACCAGGGUUGGAAUGUGAGCCUUUGCAAUUUGAUCCUGCUUAUAAUUGCAGCCAAUAUAUAUGCCUUCAUAUGGAGUGGACAUUUUACAACUGGUCUCUCAAUUGCCCGAAGGCCUUGGAAAUGCCUGACUGUGGUUUCCGGGGAAGGCCUGUUCAAGUGAACAGGGAUAUCUGCUGUCCUGAGUGGGAAUGUCCUUGUAGAUGUUCCAUGUUGUCAGAACUGAGCAUCGUUACCUUUGAUGGGAAUAACGCAGCAUUAUACAGUAUGGCUUCUUACAUCUUAGUAAGAAUUCCUGGGGAAAUUAUAGUUGCUCAUAUUGAAAAAUGUUCCACAAAUCAGAAUGGAAAUUCAUUUAAAAAGCUAGCUUCCUCUGGAAGAAUCUCUGGACUUUGCUUUAAAAAGUUAAAUGUGACAACAUCAAUACAUAAAAUACUUGUCAACCGAAUAGCAAGAAGGGUAGAAGUAGAUUCUAUCUCUGUACCUUUGCCCUUUUCACAUCAAGAUCUGUCUAUAGAGGAUUCUGGUACAAUGUACGUUCUCACUACUCCGGCUGGACUAGUCAUAAAGUGGGCCCAUCUUACAGGAAUCAUAGACAUUCAUUUUAGUUCCCGAUUUAACUUGUCAUCCUACACAGAAGGACUUUGUGGGAUUUGCAAUGAAGACCCAGAUGAUGAUUUAAGGAUGCAAAAUGGCACCAUCAUUAUGAACAUGGAAGACAUGGCAUUGUUUAUUGAGAGCUGGGAAAUUGAGAAAUCGUUUGAAAUGACAACAAGAAGACCUGUGAGGGAUUGUAGUGAGCAUGACUGCAGUGACUGCAUUGAGUUAUUAAACAGAAGAGCUUUCAUUCCAUGCCAUGAUAAAGUUUCACCAAAGGACUUUUGUGAGAAGAUGUGGAUCAAUUAUACGUAUUUUUGGAACUACGAGUGUGAUGCACUUUCUGCAUAUGUGGCUUUGUGCAAUAAGUUUGACAUCUGUAUCGAGUGGAGAACACGCGAUUACUGUUCUCUGAAUUGCCCGGAGGGGAAAGAAUAUCAGCCCUGUGUGCAACCUUGUGAUGCAAGAACGUGUCUGAACAAGUGGUUCUAUGAACACUCGUCGUGUUUGCAUCUAAGAGAAGACUGUGUGUGCAAAAACGGAACAAUUCUUCACAGACCGGAUUCAACUCAGUGCAUUCCAGAGAAAGAAUGUGCAUGCACUGAUAGGGAGGGCCAACCGCGCACCGCUGGGGAGAUUUGGAAUGGGGGUGUUGACGAAUGUGCCCUGUACAAAUGUCUGGAAAAUGGAAGCAUAAUCCCCGUAGAGCCCGACUGUGAUGACGAGCCCUCGCCAGUGUGUCAACGGGAAGCUGAAGUCGUCAUGGGCAUCACAGAUAGACUGACUUGCUGCUCAAAGGAAAUUUGUGGGUGUGACAUGACUUUGUGUGGUACUGCCAUCCCAACAUGUACAGACAGACAGAAGCUGAUUGUUGGCUAUAGUGUUCUUUCUUGUUGUCCACAGUACAAAUGUGAAUGUGACACAUUGAAAUGCCCCAAUAUUUCAACACCAGAAUGCAGAGAAGACCAAUUUAUGAUUCAAGUUCAAAGGGAAGAACCUUGUUGCUUUUACCCUUCCUGUAUCUGUGAAACUUGUACUGAACCCAUUCCACAAUGUACUGAUGGGGAAUUUCUCACAGUGAACCUUAACACCACAUACUUCUGUUGUCCUCAGUAUUACUGUGUGUGUGAACCAAACCUUUGUCCUUUACCAUCACUACACUGUGCAGAAGAUAUGAAUCUUGUCAAAGAAAAUAUACCUGGUCAAUGUUGUCCAACGUGGCAUUGCGAAUGUAACUGUGAAAACCUCGUUGUACCAACUUGUGAAGUGGGAGAAUUCAGUACAGAGGACCCCAACUUUCAGAGUGACUGUGAAUGUGUACAGUAUGUCUGUGAAAAGGAUGAUGUGUGUGUGUUUCAAGAAGUAUUUGUCUUGAAUCCUGGACAAUCUAUGAUAAAGUAUUUGGAAGGAAACUUCUGUUACACAGUAGAUUGCCUAGAAGAAAAAGAUAACCAGACAGGUUUUCAUAUUUUGAAUUUUACAAUGGUGAAUUGCUCAAAAGAAUGUGAUGUGCACCAGCUGUAUACCCCAGCCACAAGUGAUUAUGAUUGCUGUGGUAGCUGCAAAAAUGUAUCCUGCAAAUUUCAGAUGGAAAAUGGAACAUCAGUUGUAUAUGAGGAAGGGAGUACCUGGCAUUACAAUUGCACCACAUACGAAUGUGUUAAGACUGAUGAGGGGACAUUGAUUUUGAACUACAGCAUGGUCUGUCCCCCCUUCAACGAGACUGAAUGCAAAAUGAAUGAAGGAAUUAUAACACUUUAUAAUGAAGGCUGUUGCAAAAUCUGCAAACGUGAAGAAAGAAUGUGCCAGAAAGUGAUCAUUAAAUCUGUAAUAAGGAUACAGGAUUGUGUGAGCCGAAGCUCCAUAAGUGUUGCAUCUUGUGAUGGAAAAUGUCCAUCAGCUACCAUAUAUAACAUCAAUAUGGAAAGUCACCUAAGAUUCUGCAAGUGUUGUCGGGAGCACGGAGUGCGAAACUUGACCGUGCCUCUAUAUUGCUCAGGAAAUGGCACUGAAAUUAUGUACACUCUCCAAGAACCCACAGACUGCACAUGCCAAUGGAAUUAAACUCAUUGUUUCCAAGAAAAUUGACAGCAGAGUAAUGUCAAAUGCAAUGAGUUUAUCACUUUUUAGGGACUUAGCAGAUUGAUACUGCUAAACAACAAUGUAUUUAGGGGGAUUUUAGGUUAUGGCUAUUUAAUAGUUGGUACAAAAUACAUACAACUUCAGUGACAGAAUUUGUGUUAUUGUUUUACUGUACUGUAGAAAAGCAAAUGGGCUGAAAUUUUUCAGCAGAAAUGCUUUUAUUCAUUUAAUUACAACAUGAUGCAGAUGUGGAAUAUUUUCACUUAGAUUAAUUUGUAGAAUUCUUUUAGUUUCAUCCAAUAGUUAUUUCAUUUGCAGUGUCUGCUGUAGCUUUCCAAGUUAGGAUAUGCUUAAUGUUCUAUUACUUAAUACGGUGAGUAUGAUAAGUUAAAAGGAGAAAAAAGCCACAAAGGAUGCUUAGAGUCAGAUUGUAGAACUAAGAGAUUUGAGAUUAUUUAAAAUCUGAAUGGAUAGUAGUGAUGUUUUUGCAAAUUCUCCUCAUUUUACAGAUUUAAUAGAUAACCAGGAAAGUCAUGCCUUGUACAUAUUAAUUAACAAACAAUACGGUCAAUUGUGUU
This is a messenger RNA of Ochotona curzoniae (black-lipped pika), 7675 nucleotides long. RefSeq names its product otogelin like (gene OTOGL). The coding region runs from base 15 to 7079 and encodes 2354 amino acids. Lineage: Eukaryota; Metazoa; Chordata; Mammalia; Lagomorpha; Ochotonidae. The record is from RefSeq and is a predicted model, not a curated record. Gene Ontology annotation, cellular component: extracellular matrix. The transcript has 59 exons. Gene Ontology annotation, biological process: L-arabinose metabolic process. Gene Ontology annotation, molecular function: protein binding; alpha-L-arabinofuranosidase activity.